CCCGGGCAGCCGACCAGCCCCACGCCGGCCCCGGGCGUCCGUCGGUCGGUCCCGCGAUCCGUCCGACGGUCCACCCAACGCUUGCGGCCUCGCGGCCCGGCCGGCCUGGGCUGCGAUCAAUGCGGCUUUGUCUGGGACGCCCACACCCCAGAGGCAGCUCCCGGGUCAGCAAAUCGGAGCGCGGCCGGGGCGCGCGGGGGUGAGAUAAGCGGCCAUGUGACCCCACCUGGGCGGGCGGGGGAGGGGCGCCAGGUGAGGCGGCGGCCGGCGGGGCGCGGGCGGCCACGCGGGGCUCCUGCAGCAUGGCUGUCAGCAGGAAGGACUGGUCCGCGCUGUCCAGCCUUGCCCGGCAGUGGACUCUGGAGGAUGAGGAGGAGCAGGAGCGUGAGCGCAGGCGGCGGCACCGCAACCUGAGCUCCACGACGGAUGAUGAGGCUCCCAGGCUCAGCCAGAAUGGGGACCGGCAGACCUCUGCUUCUGAGAGACUACCGAGCGUGGAAGAAGCAGAGGUGCCCAAGCCACUGCCCCCAGCCUCCAAAGAUGAGGGUGAGGACAUCCAGAGCAUCCUCAGAACACGGCAGGAGCGGAGGCAGAGGCGGCAGGUGGUGGAGGCUGCACAGGCCCCCAUCCGGGAGAGGCUGGAGGCAGAGGAGGGGAGGGACAGCUUGAGCCCUGGGCAGGCCACACAGCAACCCCUAGUCCCCAAGAAGGAACUGGAAAUCCCACCUCGCCGGAGACUGAGUCGGGAACAGCGGGGCCCCUGGGCCCUGGAGGAGGAGAGCUUGACGGGCAGGGAGCCAGGAGGGAGGAAGAAAGGGGUUCCAGAGAAGUCCCCAGUCUUGGAGAAAUCAUCCAUGCCCGGGAAGACGGCACCUGAAAAGAGUCUGGUCUCCGAGAAAACCUCCAUCUCCGAGAAGGUGCUGGCCUCGGAGAAGACAUCCCUAUCAGAGAAGAUAGUGUCAGAGAAAAGAAACAGCUCAGAGAAAAAGUCUGUUCUAGAAAAAUCGAGUGUCUCCGAGAAGUCGCCAGCCCCAGGGAUGGCACUGGGCUCAGGAAGAAGGCUGGUGUCUGAGAAAGCAUCCAUCUUCGAGAAGGCACUGUCCUCAGAGAAGAGCCCAACUGCAGAUGCCAAGCCGGCCCCAAAGAGGGCCACAGCCUCAGAGCAGCCCCUGGCGCAGGAGCUGCCAGCCUCUGGAGGAAGCCCAGCCACCACCAAGGAGCAAAGAGGAAGGGCCCUCCCUGGGAAGAACCUGCCCUCCUUGACAGAGCAGGGGGCUUCAGACCCUCCGACUGUGGCCUCCCGCCUUCCACCCAUCACACUCCAGGUGAAAAUCCCCAGCAAGGAGGAAGAGGCAGAUAUGUCCUCACCCACACAGCGAACCUAUAGCAGCUCCCUCAAACGCUCCAGCCCCAGGACCAUCUCCUUUCGGAUGAACCCCAAGAAAGACAACUCAGAAACAACCCUAACUCGCAGUGCCAGUAUGAAGCUCCCAGCCAACACAGUGAAGUUGGGAGAGAAGCUGGAGAGAUACCACACAGCCAUACGGAGAUCAGAAUCUGUCAAGUCUCCGGGUUCCCCUCGCACUGAGUUAUUCGUGGCUCCUGUGGGUGUAGCCAGCAAGCGUCACCUCUUUGAGAAGGAACUGGUGGGCCAGAGCCGAGCAGAACCAGCCUCCAGCCGGAAGGAGAACUUGAGGCUCUCAGGGGUUGUAACAUCAAGACUCAACCUGUGGAUCAGCAGGACCCAAGAGUCUGGAGAUCAGGACCCCCAGGAGGCACAGAAAGCGUCGUCUGCUACCAAGAGGACUCAGUGGGGACAGAAAUCUGACUCCUCGCUGGACGCUGAGGUGUGACAAGCCCUGCCAAGACAGACCUGCAAGUCUUCAUCUCAAGGGGCCUCCCUCAUGCCAGGCCUCUGCCUCUCACAGCAGCACCUCUUCCUCUCAUUGCCUCUGUUCCCUUUUUGCCUCUGAAUCUGUUUGGCCAGGGCGCUGGGGUCAGGAAUAUUUGCAAGACUCAGCCAGUUCCUUCCCAGCCCAGCCUCUUGGGGCUGGGACCUUCUCACCCUGCAGCAGGCACAACAGAUGCUGGGACCCAGCCUCUGCCCAGGGCACAGCACAGGUGCACAUCAGCACUAUGGGGCCUACGUCCUGCCCAGAGAACUCUGCUCCUUCCUGCUCACAUCCAGGGUCAGGGCACGGCAUCCCUCAAGAACUCCAGAGUCACCUGUCUCAUCUGCUCCCAGCAACUGCCUCUGUGUCUGUGAUGUCCCCCUUCACUGAGGCCUGGACCCACUCAUCUUUGUCCCUGGGGCCUGCUCCCAGCCACCGAGGCCCACUCUGGCCAGAUGGGGAAGGAGCUGCCAUGCAUCUUCCCCGUGGCAUCUCCCUGCUUGGUUCUCCCCUCCCUUCCCUGGCCUGCUGCCCUGGCCGGGAGUUAAGUGCCUUUUUGUGUGCAACCACUUCCCCUUUCUCUGAAAAUCCUAUUCUCAGGAAGGAUCUGAUAAAUUCAUUCACUCUCAGGUGUAAGUGACUGAUGAGACCUGAAAAGCGAAUUCCUCUCUAGAGGCCUUGCUUUCUAGCAGAGGUCAUCUGAAGUGUGUGAGGAGGAUCAUCAUUUUCCUCAUCUCCCCUCUUCUCACAUUAAGGUGGUGGCUCGCCACUCAGCAGUCCUAGCUUGGUGACUGGGGAACUGCCACAUACAGGGCCAGGCCUACCCUCUUCCUCCACAAGCCCCCUCCAGCCCCCACCCCCAUGCUCGGACAUCAUGGCCCCUAUGAGCUUGGAGAAUGAACCAUCGGAGAAUCUAGAACGGAACAAGCUAGGAACAUCAGCCUGGUGCCCUGUUAACCCCUUAAAGCUGUGGUUUACAACUUUUCAAAAGUUUAAAUCAUUAGAA
Messenger RNA from Mandrillus leucophaeus (drill), 2898 nucleotides. RefSeq names its product ladinin 1 (gene LAD1). Gene Ontology annotation, molecular function: structural molecule activity. Bases 303 to 1853 code for a protein of 516 amino acids. NCBI's taxonomy places the organism in Eukaryota, Metazoa, Chordata, Mammalia, Primates, Cercopithecidae. The transcript is spliced from 10 exons. The record is from RefSeq and is a predicted model, not a curated record.